This is a messenger RNA of Zingiber officinale, 4254 nucleotides long. RefSeq lists its product as uncharacterized. Lineage: Eukaryota; Viridiplantae; Streptophyta; Magnoliopsida; Zingiberales; Zingiberaceae. The transcript has 4 exons. The record is from RefSeq and is a predicted model, not a curated record. The coding region runs from base 147 to 1127 and encodes 326 amino acids.
CGGAUACGAAUUUUGCUGAUUAAUUGUCCUCGGAGGCAGCGGAGAGAGAGAGAAGAAGCUGAGAGGGGUCUCUGGUACGAACGUCGAUCGAUCGCUCGCUUGGUUGGCCUCGCGCUUGUUCACGUUGAGGAAUAAGAAUUGAGAAAAUGCCGACCACGAGAUUCAAGAAGGGUAAUAAGGUGGAGGUUUGGAACAGGAGGGAGGUUCCUUCCGGCUCUUGGUGGAGUGCCGAAAUCAUAUCUGGUAACGGGCACACAUAUUCAGUGAGGUAUGAUGGGUAUCCAAUAGACAACAGUAUAGCAGUGGACAGAGUGCCAAGAAAAGCCAUUAGGCCACGCCCUCCACCAUUAGAGGACCAGAGGGAGCUGCGGAUUGGUGAUUUUGUUGAGGUAUUUGACAAAAACUCAUGGAAGAUAGCUGAAAUCCGGACGAUUAUUGGUAAUGGUUACUGCUCUAUGAGGCUCCUUGGGUCUUCUAGGAAAUUCCAAUUCCACAAAUCUAACAUAAGGAGACGGCUAUCUUGGCAAGACAACAAGUGGAUGGUAAUUUAUAAGGAUUCUGGAGAAGAAAGUGAUGGACGACUAAGCAGCUCAAUGAGGGGUGGGAGAUCUGUUUGUCAUAUCCCUCAAUCAUGUGAAAAAAUGAAGAAAAGGCCACUUGAUAUGUCUGUUCCAACUGACGCAUGCAAUAUUGGAAGAAAAAAGAUGCUAGCAAUGAAGGUAGACUUCCUUGCUUCAACUGGAAAAAUUCUUGGCGAGAAGUACACAGAUUAUUCCUUAAGCAAGAGAGCUGGUCCUUCCAGAAUUGAAUCAGGAAGGAGUAUGCUACAUUCAGAUAAAGAAAACUAUCUUUUGAAUAGUUCUGUGCGUAGUGAUGCUGAAAGCACUUCAUCGUCUGUGGGUAGUUGUAGUGUUGACAGCAGUCAUGAAGAAAGUUAUAGCCAAUACGAUUAUGUAGAAACUUCCUGUGGUUUUGAAAGAGACUCAGCUUUUUCUAGGAAAGGUGACUUGCAAACAGAAAUUCAUCAGCUUGAGUUGAGUGCAUACAGGUCCACUUUAAAAGCAUUCUAUGCUUCUGGCCCGGGCCAAAGUUGGAGGCUUCUAAACUUUGCUUCCAUAGUCCUGUGAUGAUGGUGGAAUUGUCACGAAUUUGCUCUUCCAUCAGUGGGGCAAGACAUCCAUCUUAUUCUUUAUGGGUAUAUCAGUUUUGGUAUUUCUGUUUCUGUUUGCUCUUAUUUCAGGCUUAUCUUUGCCUGUGAUAAUGCAUGAUGAAAGGAAGCUUAACUGAAAUGCAUACAGGACAUUUCCCAUUGCAUUAAAACUGCUAUUUGAAACCACUUUUAAUAUCGAACACUUGAUCUUUGAUUUAGUUGUUCAUGUGCAAGCAGAAGAAUUGUUGUUAGCAUGCACAAUUAGACACCAGACUUUAAACAUGUGUCUAUUAAUGACACAUUUAUUUAUGCUGCAUAGCAAGUAUAUUUAGCAUGGCAACAGAAACAAACCAAAUGAUCUGGCUUCACAUGGUGAUUUAACACAACAACAACCAAGUCUCUUCCCACUAGGUGGGGUCGGCAAUAGUUUAAUGGAUUCAUUCAUUGAAUAUUUGCUAUAAUUUUAACGCUGGCCGACAACCUAACGCAACCUUCCUCCUUUAUCCGGGCUUGGGACUGACCGGUCGUCAUACGCAGAGUUUCACAUGGUGAUUUAAAGAACCUUUUAUUCAAGGUUGGUACUGGUGGGUUGAUGUUCAUGUCCCUACAAGGGAUACAAAUAGAGGGAAAAUAAUAAGAAGAAAAAUAGGUCUGAUGUGUAGUAUGCAGAGUUGUGGACAGAAAGAAACAUUAUGCUAAGUCAAAUAAAAAUAAAAACUAGGUCUGAUAUGUAUUAUGCAGGGAAGCAAUCUGCCUUGCUGUUGAGUUAUCUCGACUGAAUAGGCAGGUUUAGUGUUGUACCUUCCCCUAUGACCCUCUUAUUUUCUACUAACAACAAAUUUUGAAUUAAAAUUUCAUAAUAUCUGCUAAAAAAUGUAUAACAAACAUCUUAAUUUAUAACAUUCUUUACUAAUAAGAGAAUCUUUACCUGUCUUAUUAAUAGAGGCCUCUCCUAGCGUCUUGCAUUGGAUGUGAACAACUGCUUUUAAGGCAUUCACAUUUGUAGUAGUUCAUCCAAAUGUCGAUUAAUAUAUAUCCCACUUCACAUGUAGAAGUUAACUAGCAUAACUAGAACUGAAGUUAUGGUCGUAAAAACCAUGGAUGAUAUCAAUAACUAUUGCUUGUAUUGGAUCGGUAUUGGAAAAGGGUAAUUGAUCUUUUCUCAGAAAUCAUUUUAUAUGGAUCCAUGGAGAAGUUUAAAGGAAAUAAAGUUACAAAAAAAAAAAGACUUAAAUAUGACAAAUGUAGAUAAAAUUAAUUGAAAGUUUGUCAAAUAAUGAAUGGUAAGGAUGUAAUAGGUUGAAUUUUUUUUGUUAAUUUAAAUUGAUUUUGACAAAUUUGACCAAUCUAACUCAACACUUUCUGAGUCUUAGCCUAUACUAGUGAAGGCAUACAUGAGAAGAGGAUAGUCCCUAUUUUUAUUAUAAAUUCUAGCAUAGAUUGUUAGCCUUCUCACUGCCUAAGAUUUGUUUUGAGACCAAUAGAACAACCUUGUUGCAUGUUGUAUAUUGGAGCAAAGGUGAUAUCGCUCAUCCCAAGCGGCUCAAUAUCGUCAGUUCUACGCCAAGAUACACACAAGUAAAUCACAAGAGGUAUUUUGCCCUAGUGCAACGACCCUUUGCAGCUAGGAGUUUAGACAUCCAACGAGACAUGUUGGGAAUUGAUCCCAACACCUAUUGGAGUAAACACCCAUACAGGUAUGAACCGCACCAAGUCACUAACCCACGGGGGAAAAUGCACUAAAUAGACCAAGUACCUCAUCUCUUCAUUUAGUGUUGAUUGAAAGAAGCCCAUUCUCAAUUAAACCCAAUAAUUUAAUAUUAAACUAUGACGAACCAGUCAUAGUCGGUCCCAAGCUCGGAUAAAGGAGGGUUGCGUUAGGUUGUCAGCCAAUAUUAAAACUAAGACAAAUGUUUAAUGAAUAGAUCCAUUAAACUAUUAUGAUAAUGCUAGGUCAUUCUCGGAACGCGUUGUAGGGUCCGAUUGUAACGUUUUGGCAAUGAUUGUUACAUCUUCAGAACUUGGGUGUAGCGCUAAAUAUGCAAGAGUUUGUGUUGUAGGAGCUAACUGUGAUGUAUCGGCAAUGACUGCUAUAUCUUUAUGAGAACUUGAGUGUUGCUAAAUAGGCAAGACUUUUCACACCAUAAGUUGGAUAAGAACAAAUAUUAUAGGAAAACUAAUAGUCUAAGAUUUGGAAUAUAGAAUAUAGGAAUCCAAAUCAAUGGCGGUAGUAGAUGCGAUGAUUAGGAGAAUAAUUGGUAUUUUGUGUGUACAAGAGAUAAAAUGGUAGACGAGAAGACAAAGAUAAUAGAAAACUCAGAUUUUAAGUUAUGAUAUACAGGAAAGAGUAAAACAAGAAAUGAAGUAGGUAUUGUGGUAUAUAGUUCGUUAAAAGAUGAAGCAGUAGGAGUAGUUAGAAAAAAGGAUAGAAUUAUAACUUUCAAGAUAGGAGUGACAAAAGAAACUAUGAACGUAAUUAGCAUAUAUGCACUUUAAGUAGGAUUAGAUGAAACUAUCAAAUCAAUGUUUUGGGAUGACCUAGAUGAAGUAUUACAAAACAUUUUGCCAAAUGAAAUGAUUUUAAUAGGAGAUAAUCUAAAUGAGCAUGUCAUAGUGAAAAAUAAGAAAUAUGAAAGGGUACAUGGGGGUUAUGAGUUUGGAAAGAAAAAUGAAUUUGCGAUAGCAUAUGACCUUAUGUUAUCUAAUAUAUUUUUUAUGAAAAUAAAAUAACUCUUUGUUACGUUCAAAAGUGGGAAUAAUAAAUCACAAAUUGACUUUUUAUUGUUAAGAAGAGGGAUAUAAAGAUUUGUAAAGAUUGUAAGGUGAGAAAGCUUAACUAUCCAACAUAGGUUAGUAGUGUUGGAUAUACGCCUCAAGCAUAGUAUCAAUAGAAGGAAAAUAUAUACGACUCUUAGAAUUAAGUGGUGAAAGUUAAAUGAUGGAAAACAAAACAUAUUUAAGGAGAUUGUAGGAGUACAAGCAUUAGGUGAAAUAUACGGUGACACUAAUACAAUAUGAGAUAAGAUGAUAUUAAAGUUGAAAAUAGUAGCUAAAAGUGUACUUAGUGAGCCAAGAGGAUAUGCCCCACGAGGUAAAGAAUUCUA